This is a messenger RNA of Lucilia cuprina (Australian sheep blowfly), 606 nucleotides long. RefSeq lists its product as uncharacterized. The record is from RefSeq and is a predicted model, not a curated record. The transcript has 2 exons. The coding region runs from base 1 to 606 and encodes 201 amino acids. Lineage: Eukaryota; Metazoa; Arthropoda; Insecta; Diptera; Calliphoridae.
AUGAAAUCUUUAAUGGUGUUUGUGGCAUUAUUUGCUUUAACACAAGCUAAUAAAAUUGGAUACAACUACGAUAGUCAUAAUAUUAACUCCGGUACUAACCACUCACCUCUACCUAAUAUUAUAUUACAAAAAGAAUUUUACAUAUAUUCCGCACCCGAAAACGAAUUCGAAGAUGUUCCAAACAUCGGGGAGCUAACAAAAACACGUAAAAUGAAUUUACGUGUUAUUUUCAUACGAGCUCCUGAAAAUAAUGGUCUUGCUAAUGCGAUUACAAAUUUAGUUAGAAAUAGAGCUGAAAGUAAAACGGCCAUUUAUGUUCUUACGAAACAAACAGAUAUUGGUAGCUUAACUCAGCAAUUACAAAAUCUUAAGACUCAAAAUCACAAUAAACCAGAAGUACGUUUUGUAAAAUAUCGCACCGAGGAAGAAGCCAUUAAUGCUCAACGAAUUAUACAGCAGCAAUAUGAAACGUUAGGUGGUAAGACUCAAGUGCACAAUGGUGGUGUAGCACCAGUUUUUGACUUCACUACUAAGGAACCGGUACAACAAUCACUGACUUAUACAAGUCAUCCCAGCAGUCAGUUGUAUAUACCACCAAAUGUUUAG